AAAAAACGGUGUUCUUCGUAUUUGCUCAGAUCUAGAGUAAUCAAAAUGUCCAAGGAAAAUGCUGCUACUAAUCCAGAAAAAUUAACUGUGGAUGAAAAGGUUGAUAAGUUGGAAGCUACAAUGCAAACUAUGGCUGCUACUCUUCAGAUCAUCAGUCUCACUUUGUCCACUUUGACUACUAGUUCAGUUUCUUCAAUUGCAUCCUUAAUACCCACAAUAGCAGUUCCACCUGUCCCUACCAUCACACCAAGUAAUCGUGCUAAGGAUCCCAUGGUCACACAAUUGCAAUUUCCACCUAUUUAUGAGAAUCAGCCUCUAGUGGGGGAAUCAUCUUCACAUGCUCCACAAAUAUCAUCUCUGCCUUUUAAAGCCUUAUACCCACCUUUCGAGAUGAACAACCCUACGUUGCCCACAACCACACCUCUUACCCUUAACGUACCCACCUUUGAUGGGACAAGUGCCAACUAUUCAACCCAAUUCCUCGGUUGCAAUGUUAAGGCCUGUUUUAGAAGAUGGAAGAUGGCACCUUAUGCUAAUGAUGAAAAGGUGCUCAUUCAUUAUUUUCAAGACAGUCUCUCAAGCUCAGCAAAUGUUUGGUUUUCAACACUUGACAAAAAGAAGAUUCAGACUUUCAAGGAUGUUUCUCAAGCUUUUAUGAAGCAGUAUGAGUAUAAUAUGAGUUUGGCCCUUACAAGGGAUAGCUUGCAAAGAAUCACCAAGAAAGGGGUAGUUACAAUAAGUCAAGAUAGGAAGCUCAAGAUCUACUUCGAGGAGUUAGUCGAAGUUGGUUUGAUAAAGACAUUACAAGUGAACCCUAUCCAACCACCUUAUCCGUAUUGGUAUGAUGCACAGGCUAGGUGUGAAUAUCACAAUGUGGCGAGUCAUGGCACUGAGAAUUGUGCAGCUUUGAAACAUAGAAUUCAAGAUCUCAUCGAUGAGGGUACACUUCAACUUGAUGUCAAGGAAGCCAAGGGUGUUCCAAACAUCACUCAAAACCCUUUACCUCCACAUGAUGCAGGCACAAUGAAUAUGAUCACUUUUAAUGGAGUUGAAAAGCUGAUGUUGGAGGAUACUGGUUCUUGUGGUCGGUGCUAUGUGAGUCCUAAAGUGGAAGAAUCGAGAAAAGCUACCUUGAACUCAAAAGAUAUCAAAAUUGAAGAGAUGCUAGAAAAAUCACCCAAGAAGCUAGUGUUAGAAAAUGAAGUUGCAGAAUUUUUGAAUAUUUUGAGGAAGAGUGAGUAUAGCAUCAUUGAACAGCUUAACAAAACCUUGGCAAAAAUUUCUAUUUUAGAAUUGAUGCUGUCAUCUGAGGUUCAUCUUGACGCAUUGCUCAAGGUCUUAAGAGAGGCCCAUGUGCCUAAGAACAUUGAUACUCAAAAGUUUGGGAUUGUGGUUGGGGCAAUCUUAGCUCCAAAUUUUAUUAAUUUCACUGAUGAUGAGAUUCCCGAUGAAGGAAAUGGACAUACUAAAGCUCUCCAUAUUUCAGUCCAAUGUAAGAUGAUGAAUGUGCCUCAUGUGUUGAUCAACAAUGGGUUAGCUUUGAAUGUGAUUCCUAUGACUGUUUUGAAGCAGUUGAAAGUGGAUGAGUCUCACAUUAAUCACUAUAAUACAAUGGUUCGUGCUUUUGACAGAACAAAGAUGAAUGUGGUUGGAAAGAUUGAGCUUUUAGUGGAAAUUGGCCCUGUGACUUUUGAUGUGGAUUUCUUUGUUAUAGACAUUUCUCCUGCUUUUAAUAUGCUUCUUGGGAGGCCUUGGAUACAUGUUGUCAGAGCAGUACCAUCCACCUUACAUCAGAAAGUCAAAUACAUUGUCAAUGGUGUUCUUGUCACGGUGAAUGGUGAGGAGGAACACAUCAUCCGAAAGGCUACAACCAUUCCUUACUUGGGAAUUAAUCUUGGAACUUAUGAAUCCUCUUAUCACUCAAUGGAGUGUGUUGCUGUUUCUUAUAUACAUCCAAAGUUCAGAGGGAAAUGGGCUAAAAUGGCUAAACCUACCAGGGUUGCUGCUAAGAUCAUGACCAAUUGGGAGAGGCCAAAGAAGGAAGAUUGGCAAAGAAUGUGUGCUAUUAAAGCAGAGAAGCACCUUACUAGACUUCAAGGGAGAGAUCCAAGGGAUGAACCAAUGUGGGUGCUGCACAUUAGAGUCACAUUUCCACGACCUAUUGAGAUUUUGUGCCCUUCUCUUGAUGGAUAUGUGGUGAAGCGCAUGGAUGUUUUAUAUGUAGAUCCAGAGGGUACUAUUUUCACUGAUAGAUUGCUUAAACUUGGGGAAUGUUCAAAACAAGCAAAGUUUGAGGAAGUAGUUGUGGAAGAUAUCACAGAUGAAGUUUGUUUUGAUGACGAGGAAAACAGUUUUGGUUUCAACAACCUCUUUGGGCCAGCCAAAAUGACAGAUCCUAAGGAGAGGUGGAGAAGAAUACUCGUUGAAAGGGCAUUUAUGGAGAAGCAUCCCAACUUCCAUCUUGUUCAUCAUGUGAAAGCUCUAGUGGGUUCAUAUGAGUCUGUGAAAGAAGAAUCGCUAUGUGACUUGUGGGGAAAUUUGACUAUAAAUGCUUUAAAUGAGGAACAACUUGAAUUUGAUAGGGCAAUUUCUCCGGACAUGCCGAGACUUGAUCCUGAUAUUGCUGUGCAUGCCAUUCUACUCUAUUAUGAGGCCAAGUCGGUCAAGCAAAAGCUAAGAAGGAUGAAGCCAGAGGUUCUAUUGAAAGUCAAAGAAGAAGUGCAAAAGCUGCUAGACAUCAAUUUCAUUGAAGUAGUUUUAGACUUGAACAAAGCAAGCCCCAAGGAUGAUUUCCCAUUGCCUCAUAUCCAAAUUCUGCUAGAUAGUGUUGCAAAAAAUGCUUGGUUUUCUUUUGUUGAUGGCUACUCUGGGGCAACAUACCAACACUUUGUGAUUACUUUAUUACAUGACUUUGUUCAUACCAUUGUUGAGCCAUAUGUCGAUGACAUGGUGAUUAUGUCCAAAGAAGAGGUGCUACAUACAGAAAAUCUCAAGAAGGUGUUUGAACGCCUUAGAAAAUGCCAACUGAGACUCAAUCCUACCAAGUGUACUUUUGAUGUGGAUUCUGGAAAGCUACUUGGCUUCAUUGUGAGCCAUCGAGGAAUAGAGAUUGAUCCAGCCAAAAUAAAAGCCAUUGAUGAAAUGCUACCACCAAAAACCCAAAAAAAAGUCCGAGGUUUCUUGGGAAGAAUUAACUACAUUGCCUAUUUCAUUGCCAACCUCACCACCAUUUGCAAGAAAGAAAGAGCCAUCUAUUAUGUGAGCAAGAAGUUCAAUGAUUGUGAAAGUAAAUACUCACCCUUAGAAAAAACUUGUUGUGCCUUAGCUUGGACAUCCAAGAAACUUCGCCACUACAUGUUAACCAACACCACUUACCUACUUUCAAGAAUGGAUCCCAUAAAAUUCAUUUUUGAAAAACCUACCCUUUCUGGAAGAAUCUCUCGAUGGCGUAUGCUGCUUUCCAAAUUUGAUAUUGUUUACACAACACAAAAAGCCAUCAAAGGGCAAGCCAUUGCAGAUCACUUAGUUGAACAUGUGACAGAGGAUUAUGAGCCUAUUGAUUGGGAUUUUCUUGAUGAGGACAUUUUGGUAGUGGAGGCAAAAUCUGAUUCAGAUAAUCGGAAGCUCUUCUUUGAUGGAGCUGAUAACCAGCUUGGUUGUGGCCUUGGAGCCGUGUUGGUAUCCCCAAAGGGUGAUCAUUUUCCUAUUACUAUAAAGCUUGAUUUUUCUUGUACCAACAGCAUAGCCGAAUAUGAAGCUUGUAUUGCAGGAAUACAUGCUGCUUUGGAUAUGAAUGUUCGAGAUUUGGAGAUAUAUGGUGAUUGGCAAACUAAGGACCCAAAACUUAUUCCUUAUCACCAAUAUCUUGAAACUUUCAUCAAGAAAUUUAGAUUCAUCUCUUUAAACCAUAUGCCCCAUGUCGAGAACCAAUUCGCAGAUGCUUUGGCUACUUUAGCCUCCAUGAUCCAAAUCUCCAAUGAUGUUGCAAUCAAGCCUUUAAGGAUUGAAAUUAGUCGAGAAUCGGCACAUUGCAUGGAAAUCAAGGUUGAUGACAAACCAUGGUUUCAUGAUAUUAAACAGUUCUUGCAAAAUGGGGAAUACCCUCUACAUGCUUCUGAGGUCCAUGAAGGGAUAUGUGGGACACAUGCAAAUGGAAGAAUGCUUGCUAGAAAAUUUCUCCAGGCUGGGUAUUAUUGGUUGACUAUGGAACAUGACUGCAUCAAAUAUGCACGGGCUUGUCACAAAUGUCAGAUUUAUGCUGAUCAUAUUAAUGCUCCACCUUUAUUACUGCAUAAUAUGUCUGCUCCUUGGCCGUUCUCCAUGUGGGGCAUCGAUGUGAUUGGGGAAAUUAAUCCUAAAGCUUCCAAUGGUCAUCAAUUUAUCUUGGUUGCUAUUGAUUAUUUUACCAAAUGGGUAGAAGCAGCGUCUUACGCUAGUGUUACAAAAAAGGUGGUCACUUGCUUCAUCAAGAGAGAGAUCAUCUGCAGAUAUAGGCAGCUAGAGGCCAUCAUUACUAAUAAUGCAAGCAAUUUGAACAAUGACAUGAUUACUGUGCUAUGCAAGCAAUUCAAGAUCAAGCAUUUGAACUCUUCUCCAUACCAACCAAAGAUGAAUGGUGCAGUGGAAGUUCCCAACAAGAAUAUCAAGAAGAUUCUAGCUAAAAUGAUAGUUACUUACAAAGAUUGGCAUGAAAUGUUGCCAUAUGCUCUCCAUGCUUAUAGAACCUCUAUUCGCACUUCAACUGGGGCAACCCCUUAUUCGUUGGUAUAUGGAAUGGAGGUAGUACUACCAAUUGAGCUAGAAAUUCCUUCCAUGAGAAGUUUAUCCAAGUCGAGGAUUGAGGAAGAAGAUUUGAUUCAGAAAAGGAUAGAUCACCUUAACUUGCUUGAUGAGAAAAGAUAGGCAGCUCUUUGUCACGGUCAAUGCUAUCAGCGACAAAUUGCAGCAGCUUACAACAAGAAAGUCAAACCUAGAGUAUUUCAUCAAGGAGAUUUCACCUUAAGAAAGAUCAUGCCAAAUG
This is a messenger RNA of Rubroshorea leprosula, 5020 nucleotides long. The record is from the annotation of a GenBank genome assembly. NCBI's taxonomy places the organism in Eukaryota, Viridiplantae, Streptophyta, Magnoliopsida, Malvales, Dipterocarpaceae.